CCAGCUCCUCGGCUCUUCAGCAGCAGUCAGACUCCAUCGCUUCUUCAGCUGCAGUUUACCUUCUGAAAUGCACUUGACUGGACGCUGCGGGGUUUGCGGGACUUUCUCAUCCUGUGAAGUCUUGACUCUCCAUUCGCAGUUACCGACAACAAGUCACUGAAGAUAAACAAGCGGGAGACUGUUUCUAGGAUCAACUCUGGGACUAAAUGACAGUUACUUCUCUUUAAGCCACAGUGGACUUAAUGAUGGAGACGUUACUUUACCUGCUUGCCUUCGUGUUAACCCGGGUUUGUUCGGGUCUUGGAUAUGCGGAGUCUAGUAUUCAGACCGGACAGAGAGCGGCGAGUCGACACAGGAACUGGUGUGCAUAUGUGGUGACACGCACAGUUAGCUGUGUGAUGGAGGAUGGGGUGGAGACGUACAUCAAACCGGACUACCAACGCUGUACCUGGGGCCAGUGUCCUAGAGUGGCUUACCGGACAUACAGGAGGCCAAGGUAUAAGGUAGCUUACAAGAUGGUGACAGAAAUGGAGUGGAAGUGUUGCCAUGGUUACUCGGGGGAAGACUGCCAUGAUGGGCCACAGGUAACCACCGGGAACGUCAACGGAGGGCGACCUCGUGUUACAGAAACGGGCUACAACACGGGAGGCGAGCAGAUAGGAGGAGGUGACUCUGAGAAGAUCAAACAGCUGGAGGAGAGGAUCCAUGGUCUGACCAAAGACCUUCACAACGUGCAAACCACCCUCCACGGCAUAAACCAGAGGCUGACUGGUUUGAGUGGGGCAAUUGUCCCUGCUGAUUCAGCUCAGCCACACAUGAAAGAAACCAUCAACAGCAUCCAAACCAAGCUGGACCAGCUGUAUAACAGGACGCAGGUCCAUGAUCAGACCUUGCUCAACAUCAACAACCACCUGGUGAACGGUGGGGGCAAUGAACUGGAUGGAGUGGCCAGAGGCGGAGGAUCUGGGGGGAACCAGCUGAACACGCUGAAAGAGGAGAUACUGACAGAGCUUGAGAGAAGGGUGUCUUUGUCCUGCUCUGCCUGCCAGGCUGGUGUGGAGGACCUGAAGCGCCAGCAGCAGGAGGACAGGGACAGGAUCAGGGCCCUAGAGAAGCUGAUCAGCUCUAUGGACCAGCUCUUGAGGCAGAGCUUGGAAAUCUCACGUAGCGAGACUGAACGCUCCCAGGCCUGCUGCAGCACUGUCACAGAGCUGGAGAAGAGGCUGUCUGAUGUAGAGGUCCGAGUCACCUCCACUGCUGACAAGUGUGACACCAUUAAAGGACGUCUAGAUAAGGAGCUUGCUGGGACAGGUGGAGGAAAGGGAAGAGUGACAGAGGACAGGUUGAAUGGCAGACUCAGAGAGUUAGAGAAAAGAGUGAAUAGUACUGUGAGGAAGACGGAGCAGAGGUGUACUAAUACUGUGAACAACAUGAAGGACACUGUCCAGAGAGACGUCACACAGCUCCGCAACACGGUCCUCAGUCAGCUGGAUGACCACACCUUCAAGAUUGGAAAACUAGAGCUGGAAGUGUCUGUUCUUGGAGACACAGUGACAGACCACAGUCGACGUUUAAGUCAGCUAGAGAACAUUACGACCUUCUUGGACAGAAGGUUAAUAUCAACCUCAAAAAUGUGCAAUGAGACCUGUGGGCCUAAUGGAAAAGGCCAAAGGAUGGAUGACACUGUGAAAACCUUAGAGUGGAGAGUUGUGGCCAAUCAAGACGAGAUCCAGAAGUUUAACACCAAGUUAAACGAUUUGUCCGUGUCAGGAGACUCCCUGAGUGACAAAGUGAUCGACUUGACUAAUGAUGUCAAAAAGAUAAUAGCUAUGACAGGGGAAAACGGUGAGCACUUCAACCAGAUUGUUACAGAAGUUGAAACACUGGGCCGUAAUUUUGACGACUGUUCCAUAUGCAGCACCGUAAAGGAGGACUUGCUCUUACUUACCAACUCCACCAUCAGUGGCCUCAGCAGGUGCCAGACAGAGCUGACGGAUCUGCGGAGAAAAGUUGAAUCUGGAGAAUCCGUCUGCUCUCAGGUGUGCUCCAACCUUCAGGAGGAGGUAGGACGACUGAGAGAGGAAGUGGAGGAGUGUACUGGGCAGUGUAGAACCAACAUGAAUGAUUUUAAGAAUCGCCUGGAUGGCCACAGUGGAAGAUUAGGCGGGGACCUUAAGUCCAUCCAAGGAGAGCUGGCUGGGGUCAUGUUUACGUUUAACUCCAUUAAUGACACUCUGAAGGUUCUGGGAACGACCGUACAGACACAUGGCGACAUGUUGAUUGAUCUGACCAAUGACAAGGACGACAUAAUUUCCGAGGUGAACAUUAUACGGAAGGAGCACACAGAGCACGUUGAUGACUCAAGGAUUCGAUUUGACAGACUGGGCAAAGAGAUCCAAAUAAUAAGGAGCAACUAUGUGACAGAGGUGGGGGAGUGCCGGCGGGCCAGCGAUGGCCUAGACCGAAGACUGUCCAAGUUGGAGGGAGUGUGCGGGCGUUUCGACUCUUUUUCAGACAGCCUGGAGAAGAUCAAGGAGGGCCUGAACCGACAUGUGUCUGGGCUGUGGAGCUGCGUUAAUGGACUCAAUGUCACGGUAACAUCUCAAGGAGAUCUUAUCGACAAUAUCCAGAACGUACAGCUGGAGAACGUCCACACCAAGAUACACAGGCUGAACUCCUCAGUGGUGGACUUGGCCAAGGAGUUCUACAGUUUCAUAGAACAGGACUUCAUGGGUCCACCUGGUCUGCCAGGACCACGUGGAGAGAGAGGCGAGCGUGGACCCCAGGGUCCUGUAGGACCCCAAGGGAGGGUGGGACCUCCAGGCAGAGAUGGCAGGCAGGGACCAGUGGGACCCCCAGGUCUCAGAGGUGAACAGGGUCCUGCAGGGUCCGAUGCCCACGUGCCACGCCUCUCUUUCUCUGCUGCACUGACUCGUCAAAUGGGAACAGCAGGAACCAUAGUGUUUAACGAGGUCUUCGUCAAUGAAAAUAAUGUCUACAAUCCCAGAACAGGUUAUUUCACUGCUCCAGUGAGUGGGAAGUACUUCUUCAGUGGCAUUCUUACAGGCCAUAAGAACAUGAAGAUCGAGGCUGUGUUGUCCAAGUCAAACACCGGCGUGGCCCGAGUGGACUCAGCUGGGUAUCAGCCCGAAGGCCUGGAGAAACCCAUGGCAGAGGCCAAGCACAUUCCUGGAGCUGUGGCUGUCUUCAACAUCAUCCUGCCCAUGAAGGCAGGGGACACUGUGUGUAUCGACCUCGUCACUGGCAAGCUGGCCUUCUCCUCUGAACCUCUGACCAUCUUUAGUGGGAUGCUGCUGUAUGAGACCAUCUGAUUGGAUGUGGUGAUGUGAUGUUUCAUUAUGACUAAUCAGUCUGACUUUGAGCAUGCGAGCAUCAUAUUUGUCUGCUGAACUGUCUGAGACAGAGCCACUGAAUGAGCAGGCAAAGAGACUGAAAUAACUGGACUGGAUUUAUUCAGCACGGAGGAAGAAACUUUAUACUUUACCUUAUGUGCUAAGAAAGAAGGAGAGAAAUUCCUUUUCAACCACAGUGAUUUGUUUUUUGUUUCACAGCUUUAAGGAAAACUAUUUGUGCAAAGAGCAGUUGCAUUUUUUUUGCUAUUUUACCUAUGUUUUCUUCAGUAAAAGCCACUGCAGGGUUUUCUCAUAAUUCUCAUAUAAUGUUUAUGGUUUGCUAUAAACUUGAAGUCUUUACUGAUUACACCCAGAUAGCCUUAAGGUCUUACUGGUGUUAAUGAAAGGAACUUUGGUAAAAUGACAGAAGGAUAAAGGAUGUGGGGUUUUUGUUUUUUCUGUGUUCCACCCACAGGAUAUCAAAUGUUCAGAGGUUAUUACACUUUCUUUUUUCUGUUUCUAAUGUAGCUUCUUUUCUUAUUGCUCACAGUUUCACUUUUACCACAAGCAAAUUCCCUGAAACACAAUCCUGAAUACCAUAUGUUUUG
Toxotes jaculatrix (banded archerfish) is the source of this 3961-nucleotide messenger RNA. RefSeq names its product elastin microfibril interfacer 1a (gene emilin1a). NCBI's taxonomy places the organism in Eukaryota, Metazoa, Chordata, Actinopteri, Toxotidae. The transcript has 12 exons. The record is from RefSeq and is a predicted model, not a curated record. The coding region runs from base 243 to 3332 and encodes 1029 amino acids. Gene Ontology annotation, molecular function: protein binding.